AGAAAACCGUGAUGUGCAGUUACCGCUUUCAUCUGGUUUUACCUGGAUUUUCAGUGAGCAGAAAUUGUAAACAGAAGUCUUAUUGUUGUUCUGCAGAGUUUUCAGUAAUGGGAAUUAUAUGGGACUACAUUGCUGUAUCCGGGCGUUUAAACCGACUGAUCCCGCUGCAGGAAAGCGAUGGAAGGGGUUUCUUCCUUUAAGGUCAGACUUGUCGGUUCUCCUGCCAACACAUCCUCCCUCCAACCUGUGGGGUUUCUGCAUCUCCUCCAGAGUUAUCAUUGUGACUGAAUGAGUGAGCUGGGUUCUCUGGCAGCAGGUUCAGACAUGGGGCGGCAUUUCUACAGCGAGGUCCACAUCCAGAGUCCCUUGCAUCAAGUUCUGGCUGCUUUCUGGCAGCGCUACCCAAACCCUUACAGCACUCAUGUCCUCACCGAGGAUGUCCUCUACCGAGAGGUCACCCCUGGAAACCACUUGUUGUCGCGGAGACUGCUUACAAAAACCAAUCGGCUGCCUGGAUGGGCGGAGUGCAUCUUCCCCGCCCACUCGGCCCGGGCCGUCUACGUCCUGGAGGACUCCAUCGUAGACCCGGAAGCCAACACGCUGAUCGUUAAGACCUGGAACCUGAACCACAACACCAUGAUGACGGUGGUGGAGUGCUGCAUGUUUGAACAGGACUGCAGUCGGCCUACUUGGACCAAACUGAAGCGGGAAGCCUGGAUCUCCUCAUCUGUAUACGGACUGGCCCGGCCCAUACAGGAGUUUGGGCUUGCCCGGUUUAAAAGUAACCAAGCUAAAGCCAUGCGGGGUCUGGAGCACGCUCUGUCCAGGAUACAGACUGAAGCUCCUUCCCAUCUCUAUGACGACCAGGGAGAGUCACCAGAGAAGCAAAAGCCCCUCCCACCACAAGCCCCUCCCACUUCUUCUAAGAAACCCAAUCAGUUUGUUUGAACCUGAGCUGUUAAUCGAUAAAAAA
This is a messenger RNA of Cyprinodon tularosa, 973 nucleotides long. RefSeq names its product PRELI domain-containing protein 1, mitochondrial-like. Gene Ontology annotation, cellular component: mitochondrial intermembrane space. Gene Ontology annotation, biological process: phospholipid transport. The transcript is spliced from 7 exons. Gene Ontology annotation, molecular function: phosphatidic acid transfer activity. The record is from RefSeq and is a predicted model, not a curated record. NCBI's taxonomy places the organism in Eukaryota, Metazoa, Chordata, Actinopteri, Cyprinodontiformes, Cyprinodontidae. Bases 289 to 948 code for a protein of 219 amino acids.